AUGACAACAGAGAAGAGCCCGGCGGCGGACGCCGACAGCUCGGGGCAGCAGCAAGCCAAGGAGGAGGAAGGAGCUGCUGAAGCACAAAAGCAAGAGGCUUCCCUCGAGGAAGGGGCUCGGCAGAGGUCGGAGGGGCAGAAGCAAAAGGCCUCCAACGGCGACACCCCCACGCACGAGGAGCAGAGCAAGAAGGAGCGACGCAGCUCUGAGGGCCGCGGCCUCUCCCGCCUCUUCUCAUCCUUUCUCAGGAGGCCCAAGUCUCAGGUGUCCGAAGAGGACAAAGACACUGAUGCUACUAAAGAGGUGGGAGGUGACCAGAAGGACCCAGGGUUAGGAGCCAGCCCUGAUGAAGACGUCCUGGUGAAAGCCCCAAUUGCAGCUCCUGAGCCGGAGCUGAAAACAGACCCGUCGCUCGAUCUGCAUUCCCUGAGCAGUGCAGAAACACAGCCUGCACAGGAGGAGAGAAGGGACGAGCAGGAGCCAGACAGCCGAGAGCCUGGGGGCAAGGAAGGAGGGGAAGCCAAGGAAGAAGGAGCCAAACCAGAGCCAAAACAAGAGACUCCAGACACCAAAGCUGAGAAGGAUUUGAAAGCUGCCCAGAGAGCAGUAAAAAGACACAGAAACAUGUACUGCAAAGUCGUCUUGCUGGAUGACACCAUUUUUGAGUGCUCUGUGGAUAAACAUGCCAAGGGGCAGGAUCUAUUGAAGAAAGUCUGUGACCACCUCAAUCUGCUGGAAGAAGACUACUUUGGAUUGGCCAUAUGGGACACACCAACCUCCAGGACGUGGCUGGAUCCUGCCAAAGAAAUAAAAAAGCAGGUUCAUGGAGGCCCCUGGGAUUUCACCUUCAAUGUCAAGUUCUACCCCCCUGACCCUGCACAGCUGACUGAGGACAUAACCAGGUAUUAUUUGUGUCUUCAGCUCAGGCAGGACAUCAUGUCAGGGCGGCUGCCCUGCUCCUUUGCAACUUUGGCUCUGUUGGGAUCAUACACAGUCCAGUCUGAACUGGGAGACUAUGACCCUGAUCUCCACAGCCCAGAUUACAUCAGUGAAUUCAAAUUGGCCCCAAACCAGACAAAAGAGCUCGAGGAGAAGGUGGUGGAGCUUCAUAAAACAUACAGAUCCAUGACUCCAGCCCAAGCAGACCUGGAAUUUCUCGAGAAUGCAAAAAAGCUGUCUAUGUAUGGAGUUGACCUUCACCACGCCAAGGACUUGGAAGGAGUGGAUAUCACUCUGGGAGUCUGUUCCAGUGGCCUUCUUGUUUACAAAGAUAAGCUGAGAAUCAACCGCUUCCCGUGGCCCAAAGUGCUGAAGAUUUCCUACAAACGCAGCAGCUUCUUCAUCAAGAUUCGUCCAGGGGAGCAAGAACAAUAUGAAAGUACAAUUGGGUUCAAGCUACCAAGUUACCGGGCAGCAAAGAAGUUGUGGAAAGUCUGUGUUGAACAUCACACGUUUUUCAGGCUGACAUCCACCGAGGCCAUCCCAAAGAGCAGGUUCCUGGCCCUGGGCUCCAAGUUCCGCUACAGCGGGCGGACGCAGGCGCAGACCCGGCAGGCGAGCGCCCUGAUCGACCGGCCCGCGCCCCAGUUCGAGAGGACGGCCAGUAAGAGAGCCUCCAGGAGCCUGGAUGGAGCAGUGGCUGUGAUAACCCCCGAGAAGAGUCCCCGUCCCACCUCUGCCCCAGCCAUCGCUCAGACCCACGUUGCAGAACCAGUCCCAGCUAAAUCCACCCUGAAGGAUGUGGUCAUUGCCUCUAAAGUAGAAAAAGAAACAGCAAAACCUGAUGUGAGGCGUGAAGAAAUUCCACUGGAGAAAGCCAAGGUGGAGGCAGCUGAUGCUUCAAAGGUGAGGAAAACCCACAUUGAGGUCACAGUACCCACCACGAAUGGUGACCAGCCCCAGCAGCCUGCAGAAAAAGAGGAAGAGCUGAUAAGAAUGAGGAAGAAGAGAUCAAAGAGGCUAGAUGGUGAAAACAUUUAUAUCAGGCAUAGCAAUUUAAUGUUGGAGGAUCUAGAUAAGACCCAAGAAGAAAUCAAGAAGCAUCACGCCAACAUCAGUGAGUUGAAGAAGAACUUCAUGGAAUCCGUCCCGGAGCCUCGGCCGAGUGAGUGGGACAAACGUUUGUCCACUCACUCCCCGUUCCGAACCCUCAACGUCAACGGGCAGAUUCCCACGGGAGCGGAUGGACCACCACUAGUGAAGACCCAGACUGUCACCAUCUCCGACGUGUCCAGUGCUGUCAAAAGUGAGAUUCCCACAAAAGAAGUCCCCAUUGUCCACACAGAGACCAAGACCAUCACCUACGAAGCUGCACAGACAGAUGGUGGCAAUGGAGAUCUAGACCCUGGCAUCCUGCUGACUGCUCAGACCAUCACUUCAGAAACCACCAGCAGCACCACCACCACCCAGAUCACAAAGACUGUAAAGGGUGGCAUUUCAGAGACACGGAUUGAGAAGAGGAUUGUCAUCACAGGAGAUGCAGAUGUAGACCAUGACCAGGUUCUAGCCCAGGCAAUAAAGGCAGCCAAGGAGCAGCACCCAGACAUGUCGGUGACCAAAGUGGUUGUGCACCAGGAGACUGAGAUUGCAGAGGAGUAG
This is a messenger RNA of Chaetura pelagica (chimney swift), 2598 nucleotides long. RefSeq names its product erythrocyte membrane protein band 4.1 (gene EPB41). The transcript has 19 exons. Gene Ontology annotation, molecular function: structural molecule activity; actin binding. NCBI's taxonomy places the organism in Eukaryota, Metazoa, Chordata, Aves, Apodiformes, Apodidae. The record is from RefSeq and is a predicted model, not a curated record. Gene Ontology annotation, cellular component: cytoskeleton; plasma membrane. Gene Ontology annotation, biological process: cortical actin cytoskeleton organization. Bases 1 to 2598 code for a protein of 865 amino acids.